UUAAGUUUAUUGACAAUUAACUUUUCAAAAUUUAAAUGAUAUCUUUUCAAUAUAUUAAUAAUAUAAAAGGAAGGUUUAUAGUUGACUUUACAUACACUUUAAUUUAUAUGUAAUUAUUAUUUGGUAUUAAUGUUAAGAAUAAUUUUUGUUUGUUUAGAGUAGAGGUAACUAACAAUAUACCGGCUGAUCUAAUUUAAGUGUUCGUUAUUGGUAACUUUGUUAUGAGUAGAGAUGCAAAGUCGGUAAAUUAGCAAACUAGUAGCAUUUUUUCAACUGAUUACGAUGGUGAAAACAGAAAGACAGUUGGAUGUAGGAUUAGGAAAAAAUGAGGAAAUUGUAUUUUUUUCAAAUAGAAUGCUCUCUAUAUGUUUUACUCUAUCGUUCUUAAAUCACCAACAGAACAAAAAAAAGUCAUAUAUGCAAUAUUAGCCUGAAAUUGAAAAUAACGGAAUUAUCAGCCCAUUUCUGUUUUAGACUAGGCGGCUAUGAAUGGUUGCGAAAUAAAACUUAAUUUUACUUUUAUUACUUUAUUUGAGUGGAAGAAACAAUAUUAAAUACUCCUUUUUUUAGCAAAAACUUUUUCAUUAUUUCUCAAGAUUAGAUAAAAGCGCAGAAAAAAUUGUUCAAAGAAGACAGUGCAAAAUAAUGACAGCCCUGUCAAAUAGAAAACUAGUUGUCGAAAAAAUUAGUUGUUAAUUAUUAGUAUUGUUAUAUCAAUAGUUAUGAAAUAUUUAAGUUAAUUUCACUGUAUCACUUAUUCAAAAAUGGUUUAUUUGGCAUGAAGUCAAUCGUCUGUAAAUCUAUAUCCACAGCGCGUUCUACUAGAUGAACCAUUUUUGUCUGCGUCUUUAUCGAAUUUUUGGAAAUAGUGAAUCCAUGUUUGCAAAUAGAAGGAGACGAAAAAAUGUUUUUGUUCGUGUUCUUGUUCGUGUUAUUGUGAAGCAUUCGUGACAAUUCCAUUCAAGACAUAGUCCAAGAUUCUAAUCUAUCCUUUAAUACUGUACAUUUUUUUGUCAUUGGUAUAUUAAACAUAAAUAAUUUUCGGUUUAUUUUGUGGACUGACGAAUCAAAAUUUUCAAUUUCUGGACCCUAUAAUCUAAAAAAUCAUGAUUAUUGGUCAAGAGAAAAUUUAUUGCUAGUACACCCCCUAGAUCCAUAAGUUCGUUUCAGCCGUUUAGUGCCGUAUAAUUGGUUCUCGCAUUGUUGGUUCAUAUUUUUUACGAAGGCACGCCGACCAGUGACCGGUACAUUGCAAUUAUUACUGAAAUUCUGUAGUAGUAGGCAGAAACUCCUUUUUCAACAAGUUAGCGCACCAGCUCCAUAUCAAUAUCAAUUUUUGGCAAUCAUUUUCAAUAGUUUUGACCUCCUAGGUCGUUAUAUAUAUUUGAUUUCUAUUUGACGAAAUUUAUAUGACAAGAUACCAAUGCGUUGACGCUUUAAAGGCUGCAAUAAGAAAAAAAUUAAACCAGAUAGAACAAUACUAAAGGCAAUUCGCUCAAUAGAAAAACGUGCUCAAAAAUGUAUUCAAGUAGGAGGUGCUGUUUUAGAACACCUUAAAAUAACUUUGAUAGGUAAUGAUAAAUUAAUUACUUUUUUUGUUUUUUUUUUCUAUUUUUUGUUUCCAAGUUUCUUGCGCGCAAAUAAAACAAUUAAAGGAAAUGAAGUUUUAUUUCGCAACCACUAGUCUAAGAGAAAAAUGUGCUGAUAAUAUUGCGUGUAACCUUUUUUGUUCUGUUGGUAAUUUUCGAACGUCAGAGUGAAAAAUAUACAGGGUGUUCCAUUUAAAAAGAGUACGUUUUCCCCAUUUUUUUUCCUAAACUACAUUCAAUUGUUUUUCUGUUUUCGCUAUCGUAAUCAAUGGCAAAAAUGCUACUAGUUUGCUAAUUUUACCGACUUUUUAUAUCUACUUAUAACAAAGUUACCAAUGAUGAAUGCUUAAUUUAGACCAGUCUGUAUAUUGAUUUACUACUUACAAAUCUUCUUCUCAAGAAUUGUAAAUGAUAUUACAGUAGCCUGUGGAAGUUUCUUUGAAAAAUAUAUUGAUUUAAUCUAUAAGUAAAUACAUUAUUAUGUUAAUUAUAAUUAGUAAGCAGAGACUGAGUAAGCAUAUUUAUUUUUAAUCACAUAUUUUAUAAAUACUAUACAAUUUGAGAUCGUCUUUCGUUUGUAUUUUCAGACAUUCGCUCAUAUUAAGAUGUAGAUUAAAAAUCCCAGCAGUUUACCCGAAAUGGCAUCGCCGUCACCGGAGCUUUCAAAGGAUGAUCGUCAUUAUCAGUCCAGCAAAACUAGUGAUGAUCUUGUCAGCAGUACAUAUACACGCGCCUGUUGUCGCGAGAGUGAAAAUGAAACCGAUGAUAUCAACGAACAUACUUCUCAGCUAAGAAAGUUGGACAAAGAUGGGAUUGAAGUGUCGCCAAUACCACCCGCCCUGCCUCCUCGACCGAGGACUAGGAGCGAUAACGUUUUGGAUACUAGAUAUAGACCCCCUCCAACCGCUGGAGGAGGAGUAAAAAAAUACGUGUUCUGUUGUUGUGCCUGCGGUGGACUGGCCACGAUUUUGGGGGCAUUGUUUUUGACUGUAUAUUUUCUGCUUAGGAUGUACACUACUACUUUGGGAUACUUUGAAACGAUACCGACGUUUGUUCCUGCUACAAUGUUGAUACUGACUGGUUUAUGCGUAAUAAGUCUAGCAAGAAGGAAGAAUAGACAUAGUUAUUUGAUCAAGGCGUGUGGUUUAUGCUGCUUAGUGUGCGCAUUGACUUGCGUGUUGGUAACAAUAACUACAACCGUCAUCCACAUAAACAGGUUGCAAACUCUUCGCGAAUGUGUAUAUACCCAAAAGACUAGAACCUGUACAUGUUACUCAGUGUUAUUGGAAGCUCAGUCAAAUGCGGACGAUGGUAUGCGAUACGUAUUUGAUUCUACUCCCGACUGUGAGGUGAUUCACGGAGCGUUAUAUUCUUGCCUUAGAGCUAUAUUUGGACUUUCUGUUAGUGGAAUUUUAGUGUGCAUCUUUUCAUGUAUGCUAGUUUAUCAGUUACUGAGUCAUGAAAAAAAGAAAAUGUAUUGGGAACAAUUGGAACUAAGAUGUCGUUCAAUGUAUCAACAACAAACUCUAGCACCUAACACACACAGUACCGCAGGAGAGCCUCCAGUACCAAUGCCUGUUUAUUGCACGUGCUGUGAAGACUGUCGCUAUCCACCGAUCCUAGUUCAGCCGCAAGUUUAUUCGAGGGACGCAAAUCAUCCAAAUGACAGGUUCUGGAGUUCUGGUAGAGCAGGCAACUUUUAUUCUCCAAAUCCUGAAACCGACCCUUCACUUAAUCAGGAAAUGAACAGAUGCAGACCAGGUUGGAGUUGGAGGCGUUUUCCUUGGAACAGAACGAGUGCCGAACAGGCCAGCCCUCCUAGGGACAACUCUCUGACAUAUCAAGGAGGAGGGAGUGCCGAUAGCCAAUACGGUUUUAGUAGCAGAGCAGGAGAUAAUUGCUCGCAAAACGAUCAACUGUCCGCUUCUACUAGAUCAUACGGCGUGUUGGAUGAGAGAUCCCCUAGUGGGGGUGUGUAUUUCUGGGGCCCACCACCGCCCUAUUCCAACCCCAACUCUCCUGUUGGAAGACAAAUUCAUCAAUACAACUCAAGGUGUCCCAGUCAACAUCACCACCGUCAUCGUCAUCCGCAUACGGACGAAGUUAUUUGCUGCACCAACGAGACUCGCAAUUCGAGACUUCCGGAAGUGCGCAACAAUAAACACAAUUACGAAAACACGGGCGAGACGGAAACGUGCCAAAGAAAUUACAACAGCGAGAACACGGACACGUCCAGUUCGGCGGACAAGGCGACCCACACGCUGCCGGUUCGCAAAAUGAAGAAACGUUCGGGAAUCGCGUUCUUCAAAGUGUCACCGGAACUCGGAACCAACCAAGCCGAUACGUUCGGUCAACGCCCGAACGACGCCGAAAACGACUACCACGAACCGAACGUUCCCGAUUCGCGUCGCGAAAAUCAAGAGUGCCGCUAUCUGCCCCGACUGCAGGGGGUCGAAAACGCGGCGUUUCAGAAACACGAGAAGAACCCGCAAAAGCCGGAAACGUCCGAAUCGGAAGUGUAUUUCGCGGACGUCAGCAGCUGCUGCAACAUCUCCGUGCGGAACGACGAACAGGAUUCGAACUUGUACGACGAGGCGAUCGAAAAUCGCAAACCCGUGUUGAUGUAUUUGCAAAAACCGGCUCCCAGUAAAGACGACGCCAUGGAACCGGCGGGCAACGCGAAAAGUAGAAGUCAUCGCCCGUCGAACAGUCCGGAAGAGGUCGACUUUGGCACCGAUCCGCAUUUACUGUUGCUGCCGAAGGAUUUAUCGCAAAACAGUCUCUGCGGUAGCGUUCAAACGCCGGUGACCGACACGACCGACGACGUGGCGUCGCCCGACGACAGCUGCGGGAAUUAUUUUCAAGAUUUGCAAAACGAGCAACUCUCCAAACAUCGGGAAUUCGUAGGUAGGAAUAAUUUUCGAGCGCUCGACGCUCAGUACGAGACUAUACCGGAGCCCAGCAGUUUCUGCGGCGCACGCGGUUGCAAUAAUCCCAAUUAGUAUUCCCAAUGUUGCGCGAUAAAGACAACGAACGUGAAAAACAUAUAGCUACUUGAGAUAUAGAGGCCCUAACUAUUCUGAUAAAACGGCUCGCAACCGAAUAAACUUUCGAUCACGACCGGCGACUCUUGUCAUUUUCUAGUGAUUUUCAUUCCAUAGCGGAUACGUUUGUCAAUCUCCAAAUCGUUCUUGUGUGCAUGUCAUGUUAGAAAGAAAGCCGGAACUGGUUUGUGAUCGAUAAUAACAUUAGACUGAACUUGAUAAGGCCCUAACUUAAUCUUAAAUAAUAGAAGAAGAAAAGCCGAUUGACUCUUUUUUUGUUAGCUGUUACGUAGGAAUUACACACAUACCAGUUACGCUGAUGAAAGGGUGACUUCGAAUCCUAUCAUAUUUAUUUAUUCUCAUAAAUUAAUUUGUAAACUUUAACAAGAACUUUCCUAUUCUUCCACAUGUCUACUUACAUUAAACAACGCAACAAUUUUCACACACAUUCCUGUUAUGCUGAACUUUAAUGAAAGCGUGGCUUUGCAUCCUAUCAUGUUUAGGAGUGUAUUUAAUUUGGUGUGUAUAUUUAUUCUCAUAAAUUAAGUUGUAUAGUUCAAUAAGAACGUAUCUAGUUCCAUUAAACAACACAACAUUUUUUUCCAAAAAUCCCUAGUUCUUUGGUCCUGUUAUUUCUCGUGGACGCACAUUAGAGUAAAUUUGGUAAGCCGCUAACUUAAUCUUUAAUAAUAGAGCCUCUAGAAAAAAAAAGAUUUUUUUGUUUUUGUCUGUUUGUCCGUUCUCCGUUCUCGUCUUUUGGUUUUUCCUGAAUAACUUUCGAACGUUGGAGCUACAAAAUUGAUAUUUGCCUUCUUUUGUAAGUUUCCACGAGGCACAUAAGCUUAUCCCUGAUCGGACGCCCGUAUCCAUCUUUUUUUUUGCCAAUUUCGACUGUUUUUUCGACAUUGCUAUGAAACACGAUAAGUGUCCGAAAUUUGAAGCAAUCGACUUCAUAUUUGGCACACAUAUGCAGCUUUGCCCCGUGACGGAACCUAUUGAAAAUGGGGGGGCUGGGGGGUCGGGAAGUAUUCCAGAAAAAUAAAAAAUCGCGUGUGAAUCAGAAGAAGCAGUAGAUACGGCUCUGUAAACUUUUGUUCGUGACAAUUUUUCAAAAAUAUAUAGGGCGCGCCGCAAAUUCAAAAAAAAACUGAAAAAUGGGUCCCCAUAUUAUUGAAAAUUUUCAGUAAUUUCAAAUCUGUAUUUUAAAUGUACUCCGAAUUCGCAACUACCGACUUCAGACUUGGGGUAGAAGUAGAAGUCUGGACCCGUAUUUAGACUAUAUAUUUUUUUAAUUUUUGAAUUUGUUUUUUGUGGUUAUUUUGGCAUUCAGAAGAACAGCUAUAACUUUUGUUUUACGCAUUUUUUCCAUUAUAUACAAGGUGGCUUAGUUACAGACAAAAAUCUAAAAGAUCGUGAAAAUUGUUCUUUUAGAGAGUAAAUUAUUUACCGUAAAUCAAAAUUCGUACAAACAAUAAUCGUAAACUGUGUCGAGAGAGAGUUUAAGGUUUCGUCUAUAAUGAAAAAUAUUUGUAAAUCUAUGUUAUAUGUUCAAUAGUACAAUCUUUAUUUAUGCCAAUAACUUUAUCUAAAAGAAAGUUGAGGCGCCGGCUGUCCAAGCAAAUUCUCCGUUUCAAUAGAAAUAAAUGCAGCAACUUCUAGUUCCCACUUUGAUUGCGAUAAUAAUAAAUAAAACGUCAAUGCAUUAAAAGUUUAGUUGUCUUCCUUGGCCGAGGAAACCUCAAGUAUUCACUAAUUCCACCUUAGCGUGCGAAAAUUAUGUACAUUGCGGAAGAUGGCAAGAUCUAAAAUAUCAAAGCCGCCUGUUACCGUAUCUACGUUCUCUAUAUCAUUUAGUAGCUAUAUGGUAAAAGAAGGGGGUGAUCAGUGCAAAAAAAUAUAAAUAGAGAUAAUUGGUUAAUAUAAUUUAUUAAAACAUGAAUGUGAUCUUAGAUUGUAUUUUGAUGUAAGAUAUUUAAUUUUUUAUGUAAGUUUUGUAUUAGUAAAUUACAGUUUCGA
Molecule: messenger RNA, 6649 nt
Organism: Cylas formicarius (sweet potato weevil)
Lineage: Eukaryota; Metazoa; Arthropoda; Insecta; Coleoptera; Brentidae
Exons: 10
Coding region: 2228-4591 (787 amino acids)
Source: RefSeq, a predicted model, not a curated record